AAUAUUUCUAACGCAAACCCAAUAAAUGGACAUUUAAUCAACAGAUGAUCAAAGGCUGUCUCCUUGGCAGUGUAAAAUUUCCCCCCUAGGGACUGAGCCCUUGGGCACAGUGGGCCUGGAAAAGGCCCCAAGUCAUCAGUCCAGAUUUGGCCAGCUUCCUGGGUGGGCUUCCGGUCCCCUGUGUCUCCCCCCUCAAAUCCCCAACCCCCUGACAACCACCACUCCACCACACUGAAGGGGAGGAGGGUUUUGCCAGGAAGCAGCAUGGCAGGCCCUGGAGCACAAGGCAGAACACAUGCCCCUGCCCACACACCUGGGCCCUUCUCAUUCCCUCUGCCCUGGACCCAUUCUUGGAGGGGUGGGGGUAGGGGGAGUGCCAGUGUUCUAGAAAGGGGAGUGAGGAUCAGGUUCUAGAAUGGCUCCUCCUUGAGGUCAUGUCUGGAACAGCAGAAAGGGCAUCUGGCCCACAAGCUGGGAAUAAAUGGCCUGGCCCUGGGCUGCUUUCUUUCCAGCCUCCUCUUCCUCCUGCUCCUCCUGCGGCUGCUUAAUCCUUUCCUCCUACAGAGAACUCAUCUCGCUAGCUGUCAGUUUUCUCGAAGCCGCGUGGGCCCUCAGUGCCUGGGGUCUACCUGCCCCUCCCCCUCCUUACUCCUGCCUCCUACAGGCAUGAGGGCGGCCAGCUUGGCCCUGCUGCUGUGGGCGUGGGAGAGCCUGCGGGCCUUUGAGCUCGUGGAGAAGGAGAACAUCUUCCAGAAGACACCCUGCCCUGCCUUCCUGAUGUUCGACAACGCGGCCUACCUGGCCGACAUGAGCUUUGAACUUCCCUGCCACUGUAAGCCAGAGGAGGUACUGGCCGUGGUCUGGUACUAUCAGAAGCACCUGGGCAGCGGCCACACCAGGGUGCUGACGGACUUCGACGGGCGCGUGCUGACCGAGGCGGCCCAGGUGCGCGCGGGCAGCGACAUGCUGGUCCGCUUCAGCAUCCGCAUGUUCAGCCUGCUGGUGUUUCGAGCACAACCCGAGGACUCGGGCCUGUACUUCUGCGGCACCCAGAGGGGGGACUACUUUUAUGCCUACGAUGUGGACAUCCAGAGCAGCGAGGGCAUGGUGGCCACCUUCAGGGACAAGGGCGAGGAGCCCUUUGAGGACGAGUACCACGGGAACCUGCGCAUUUUCACCACUUUCUGGGAGUGGACCCCAUGCGACCGCUGCGGAGUGCAUGGGGAGCAGUGGCGCAUCGGCCUCUGUUACCUACAGAGCCCGCACCUGUCCCCGCGCUACCGCAAGACCAUGCCGGAUGUGGUGUCCUGUGGCUCACGCGCCCUGUCCAGGAAGCUGCGGGACGCAGCCAGGGACCACACCCCCGAGUUGCUGGUUCAGAGCUGCCAGGAGCCCUGCCAGAAGCGCAAAACAGACCGGAAGGGCGUGCUGGCCAUCUACAACUAUGUGUCCAAGCUGGGCAGCCGGCCCUGGGUGCCCCAGGUGCCCAUCCAGUUCCACCAGCAGAGACUGGGUCACGGACUUGUCAUCUCGUGUCCCGGAGCCCGGCCCGAGCACGCGGUGGCCUGGGACAAGGACAGCCGACAUCUCUACCGCACCGAGUACCUGAAAGGCAUCAACAGGUCCAUGCGGGUGUUCAUCGACCACGGCAACCACUUGCACAUCCGCUUCACCCAGCUCAGCGACCGCGGCAUCUACUACUGCUGGCGGCAGGGCCAGCUUGUGGCCGGUUUCCGGCUGAGUGUGUCGGCUCGCGGGCGCUAUGCCGCCUCGCUGUCGGACCCUGAGACUCGCGCUGUGGUGGAGCUCACCCUGAUGGGCUACCUGCUUAUCACGCUGGUGUUCAUUGCCAUCCACGUCUGCCGCUGCUGCUGCUACAUGUGCCGCUGCUGUCCCAGCUUCUCCCCCUAGGCACCCCAUUCCCCGUAAGAUGAGCUGCACUGCCACCUGCUUCUUAAACGAUGCCAGAAGCUCCAGGGAUGGGGUAGGGGUGCUGUGGCCUGGGAUACUGGGUAAGGGGGUGUGGCCAGAUCGAUAAGGGACAACCCGCUCCCCUGUGGAAAGUCCUGGGGCCUGAUCUGAGACGUGGGGACAAGUGGGUGGGAGAGAUGGGGCACCAAGUCCGGAUGGAGGUAGCCAGAAGGCACAGGUCUUCAGACUUAACCCUUAGGCAGGAGCAA
Molecule: messenger RNA, 2180 nt
Organism: Ochotona princeps (American pika)
Lineage: Eukaryota; Metazoa; Chordata; Mammalia; Lagomorpha; Ochotonidae
Gene: FAM187A
Product: family with sequence similarity 187 member A
Exons: 1
Coding region: 667-1911 (414 amino acids)
Source: RefSeq, a predicted model, not a curated record